AUGGCAGAUUAGAAACGUUAGAGAUUUAUUGAACUAGUUAAUCAGUUAGGAAAAUAAGCAUUGAUUGUAUAAGAUUUGACUAAAGACUGCUCCUAAUACUAAAAAUGUUUUAUAUUUUAAUUAGAAACAAAAAGGAUAUUAAAGGUUCUUAAUGAUGAAGUUUGUGAUGAAUAUAUAACUAAAUUAAAAUAGUAUUUUUAUAAAAUAUAUUUAAACAAUAUUUUAAUUGAUUAAAAUCGCUAUUAUUAGUUGCUUUAAUUUAAUGAGAAAUUAAAGAAAGAUUAAAAACCGAACCUUAUGUUAGGUGCUGAUUAGUAAAUAAAAAAAUGCAACAAGGACGUGCAAGCAAAAGUUAAAGAAUAUUACGAUGCCAUUAUUAAUUAAAGAAUAGUUGGAGAGAGUCAAUCUUUAUCUACUCCUUUAGAAGGUUUUGGAAAAAUUAUACUCUUCUAUCUUGGAACCAUACUCUCAAUAUUGUUAUGGCCUUUUUUAUAUUGUGUUUGCAGGUUUUUUUAUAGAAAAAAUUUUUAGCUUCUUUUCAAGUUAUUGGUUAAAUCUAGUUUUCCUCUUUUUUAUGCUUCAGCUUAAACAAGUAAAAUUAGAAUUAUAUAAUAAAAUAUUCAAACAGAUUGCAAGCAAUUAGAAAAUCAAAAUUUGGAAGCAAAAUAAGAAAAAAUUAUUUUUAGUGAUCAAGUUAUUUUUGAAGAUAGCAAAUAGUAAUUGAAUACAUAUACUGUUUGUAGCUUUAAUUUAAAGGGUUUCAGUACUUACCUACUAGUCUUUAUUUAUUGUAGUCUCUGCUUUUCAUCACUUUUUUUAAAUAUAUUUGGAUACUCAUAUAUUAACUAGAACCCGAACAGCUUAUAUUCAGAAUUAUUUAGGAUUAAUAUAAUUAUUCUUAUUUAUAUAUUGCUGAACACUGGUACUUAUUUGUUAAUUACUAGAUAGGGAAAUUAUCUAAAACUCAUAAGUGAGAAAGAAGAAUUGCUAGAUUUAAUGAACAAAAGAGAUAUCAUACCAAACAGUUUAUAUUUGAAUUUUAUUCUUGAUCCGAUAGAUAAAAACUUAGUUCGAUCUUUUAAAUAUUAUGAGGAAGCUUUUUAUAGUGGACGAGUGUGUUAUGAUUUCCAAAAUAAAAAAAAUGAAAAUAUAAAAGAACUAAAGGACGACAUCUAGGAAGAUUUCUAUUCUAGUGAUGAUAAAGAAGUUGUAUUAAGUAAAAAAUGGAUUAGUGGAGUAGGAAUAUUCACCUAAUAUUUAUUCCAACCUAGAAAAUCAGUUGCAGAUGAACUACCUCAUGUUUGCAAAGCCGAUUUACCAUUUUACACUAAUAAUAAUAUUUAUCCUACUUGGACUGCAGUUAGAAAAAAUAUUUUAAAAUUUUAUAAUAAUUUUUUUUAUCCAACAGUCUUUGUUAUUACAAUGGGACUAUUAACAAAUUAUUCGUAUUUAUAAUAUAACAGUUCUAUGGAUCAAUAUUAAUUAUUGAUAAUAGUAACACUGUGGAUAAAUUUGAUCCUUUACAUAUUAACCUAAUUAAAUAAUAGAUCAUUAAAAAAAUUCUUUUAAAGUAGGUAUUAUGCUUUGCAACGUCUUGGAUUUAUGAUUUCCUUAGACAGUAAUUUAUCUUUUAAAACAAUAAAUAAAGAAUUACCUACUAUGGAUAUUUUCUGUAGUAAAUCUCUUUAGACUUGGUAUGAUCUAAGAGUUAUUACUAUGUCGUACAAAAUUGAAUCAUCACAUGGAUGGAUAAAUUAACUUGUAGUAGAGCUAUUCCUUUUAAUAAUAGAAGCAGUGUCUUAAUUCAUAAAUUCAGAUGGAAGUUUUGAGGAUUAGCUGGUACAUAUGAAUCCAUAUCUUCGUUAUUUACUAAUUUUAGCUCUAUUUUAAAGAGUAACUACCUUUUUACUUCCUUCUUUACUAUAGCAGGCUAGAAUAAAUGAGGAAUUUAUUAUUCAUAAAUAACAGUUACUUCAAAAUUAAAAAAAAAUUAAAUAGAUUAGACAUAAUUUAUCUUAAAAUUAAGAAAAUGGAUUUGAAGCUCUAAAUUAAGUUGGUAAAUCUUCUAAUUUAUUUGGAAAUAAAGCAGAAAUAUUUUCUUAUCAAGCUCAAAAAGCUUUAAGAAGGGCAGCUUGGUAUAGCUCUGCUGUAGUAAAAGAUGAAAAUAAAAAAUCAUUUAAUAAAACUGUAGAUGUAAAUAGGUUUAAAAACAGUCAAAUAGCAUAUUUAGAUGAACUAAUAAAAUCAUACGAAGAUAUAUUAUAAAAUAUGGAAAAAGAUAUCAAAAUUCAUAAAAUUUUUAUAUUCGAUAUAAAACCAGUAACAUUCUAAUUUUUAGGAUUUAUUAUAACCUCUCUAGUUAGUUCUAUAUCUUUAAAAAUAGUUAACAUAUUAAAUAUUAAUGCAGUAAAAAGUUGUCAUUUAGAAUCUUAGUGA
Molecule: messenger RNA, 2436 nt
Organism: Tetrahymena thermophila SB210
Lineage: Eukaryota; Ciliophora; Oligohymenophorea; Hymenostomatida; Tetrahymenidae
Product: transmembrane protein, putative
Exons: 1
Source: RefSeq, a predicted model, not a curated record